UCGCGUCCGCCCUUCGUCCUCCCGUAUCAGUCAAAUCGUUAAUUAGCUCUCCUUUGACGCUCCUAGGCGUGAAACAUGGCAGUGUGAAGGCUUGCGGCGGCGACUCUUGCGGCAACAAACCGGCAGUGCAACGGCGAACUGCACUGGCUAUUUCUGGCAAAAUGGCGUCUCUCUCGGCAACCACCCUCAGCUUUGCUGCCGUCGACAGCAGAACCGAUCCCCUCGACUUGAUAUCGUCACUGGACUCUCGCCUGUUCCUGUACGCCGGCUCACGGAUACCACUGACCAGCAGCAGCAGCGAUGACACUCUCCCAGCUGGCCUUGGAGGACGUGGAGGCCCUGUGCUUCGGGCACUCGUUUCUGAUGGCUGACCCCAUGGGGCCCCUUCUGGACCAAGAUGAAGAAGAAGCUCUUUCUCCCUCCUCCUCUCUAGAGGGGAAGGCGCCAGCGUCGCCCCCCCUCUCCUCUUUCUCCUCCUCCUCCAGUGCAUCGUCCCUGUCUCCUUAUCAGACCGUGUCGUUCUCUCCGCUCUCCUCCACCUCGCCGCCUCCCUCUCCCCCUCCCACCCAGUCCUCCUCCUUCCUGGGAACCAAGGCCAGAGCCGACCUGCAGUCUCUCCCCUGGCUGGUGGCCGGCGACCUGCUCAACUCCGGCGUCGGAGCAGACGAUAGCAAAGCAGAUGAUGCGUUCGAUGGCAUGGACUGGAUGUCGGAAAAAAUUGACCUGAGUGAAUUUGACCUGGAGUCUCUGAUCGGCUCCUGCUCGUCCGACGAGUCCCCCGACUCCCCCGAGGACCUCCUGGCCUCCUUCGACUCCCACAUGGGUCUGGAGCUGGAGCCCUUCGCCCCCGGAGGCCUGGAGCUGGGCCUGCCGCUGCCCGGCGUCCCGCCCCUCCCCCUGGAGCCCGUGAAGAGCGAGCCGCUCUCCCCGGCCCCCUCCUCCUGCCCCCCCUCCUCCCCGGUGUACACGCUGGAGCUGGGCAGCGAGGUGGACGUCCUGGACGCCGAGAAAACCACCCCGUCCGUUGCCGCCGCCUUCCUCCCAGACGCCAGCGGAGGCCCGGAGCCGCCCGUGGCCCCCAUCGUGCUCUCCAUCCCCUCCUCCGGUCACUUAGUGGUGGUGCUCUCCAACAAAGAGGGUCCGUCGCCGCCGCCCCUCCCCGACCAGACCCCGAAGACCUCCGCCUCCAGCGACUGCGACAGCGACUCCGGCAUCGAGUCGGCCGCAGGCUCCCCGCCCCGCCAGGCCUCUCCUCCGCCCCCCCGGCCCACGGCCGGUUCCUCCAGGACCAAGCCCUACGUCAAGCCGGAGCCCGCCGCCGCGCCCUCCCCCAAGACCCCCAAGGUCAAGUCUGUGUCCGGGGCCCCCAAGGUGGUGGAGAAGAAACUGAAGAAGAUGGAGCAGAACAAGACGGCCGCCACGCGCUACCGGCAGAAGAAGAGGGUGGAGCAGGAGCUGCUGCUCACCGAGUGCGAGGAGCUGGAGAAGAGGAACCGCGAGCUGGCCGAGAAGGCCGAGUCCAUCAGCCGAGAGAUCCAGUACCUCAAGGACCUGAUGGAGGAGGUCCGCAAGCACCGGCGCGGGAAGACCGGCUCCGUGGCGUAGACAGGAAGCGCCCCGCCAGGGCGCACCGUAGGUAGUGUGUAGAUGGUGUGAGGGUGGAUGAAUGAGUGGCGUCGCCGUGCGGGCCGGCGGGCUGGGAGGUCGUCAGGUGAAGCAUCUGUACAUGCUUGUCUCUCAGCCCCCGGUCGGGUCCCCGGUCGGAUCCCCGUGCCGUCCUCCUUGCAGACUAGGCAUGCAGAAAACUAGAAUCAGCUUCACCCCGAGUCGUGUGGUAGGAACCCAUGAGCAGAGCGUUCAACUCCCACAUCUGUCCCCGAAAGAUUAGUCUGUCCUCCGUCACCCCGCUGACACCCCCCCCCCCCCCCCCCAGCUUCACCCCGUCCUCAACUUCUUCCAACAGCUUCAAGUCCAGAAAGGGGCCUCAGCCUAUUUAUGAAAUCGAUGUCACACUGUCAACAUUUUGUGUACAUAGUUUUCUCCGUUUGCUCGCUGACUGUGGCUUUUCUUAUUUAUCGCUGGAUGAAACUCCCAUCACUCUGCAGCAGCUCUCUCUCUCUCUCUCUUAGCUCCGCUGUUCGGCCUGUACAAAUGCUUUGCUUUUUCUUUUUUCUAAUAAAUGUCUGCGAGAACUUGA
Salarias fasciatus (jewelled blenny) is the source of this 2197-nucleotide messenger RNA. It is a transcript of the gene atf4a, whose product is annotated as activating transcription factor 4a. Bases 301 to 1605 code for a protein of 434 amino acids. The transcript has 4 exons. Gene Ontology annotation, molecular function: RNA polymerase II transcription regulatory region sequence-specific DNA binding; DNA-binding transcription activator activity, RNA polymerase II-specific. Gene Ontology annotation, cellular component: nucleus; ATF1-ATF4 transcription factor complex; ATF4-CREB1 transcription factor complex. Gene Ontology annotation, biological process: regulation of transcription by RNA polymerase II. Lineage: Eukaryota; Metazoa; Chordata; Actinopteri; Blenniiformes; Blenniidae. The record is from RefSeq and is a predicted model, not a curated record.